ACUGUCGCUUCGUCUUUUACUGGUGAGUAAGUUAGUAAUGAGAAAUGAACUUUGAUUUGAUGCAGUGAUUGAAACGUAUUAGUGCUUUGACAGGUGUGGACGCGCAAAAAGCGCACUUACUGUAAGUGACUGAUCAUCAUACACAUUUAAUAUGCAAAGCUGCUUUAGAUAAAACUUGUUAAAAAAGGGGAAAAAGUAACUGAUGGGACACAUUGUCAGUAGGGAUGACAGUACUGCAGGGCUGCUGUUUAGUACUGAGCUGAUCCGGCCUGCCUGCCUGGGGCUUCAGCCAAACAAGUGUCACCUGCUGGAACACACACCUGUUGCCCCGUGCUACAUACCCACUAGCACACACACCGUGUUCGGACAGCUGGAGCAUCCGCUGAGACUUGUGUGUUUUUCGUGCCAAAUUUUUAGAGCAUCGCGUUUGUGUCCGUUGUAUCUGCUGAGGUUUAAAUUCACGCUUGGAUAUGAUGAGUGUUUCGAACCCCUGCGCUGGAGUGCCAAAGAGCGCGAAGCUGUGGUGAGGGACCCUGGCUGGCGUUGACGUAACGCAGAGCUCGCUGCGAUGGCCCCAGUCGUCAACUAGAAGGGUUGCCCAGCUGUUGUCCCUGUGUCCUAAACCUCGUCUUCGAAACGGCGGACUCGUCUGAACUCAUCAUGGAAGGAACGGAAGCCCCCACGCCAGAGGUGAACGUGUGCGCGUUGGAGGUCGAGCGGAAGUACGAAGUCGUCCCUGCCAUCAUCUGCUCCAUGUGCUUUCUGUUCGGCAUCAUCUACUGCUUCUUCGGGUACCGCUGUUUCAAAGCGGUUAUGUUCCUGUCUGGCCUGAUGUUCGGCUCGGUGGUCAUCUUCCUGUUGUGCCACAGGGAGCGAGUGCUGGACACCGAGCUGAGCGUGGAAGCCAGCGCGGGCAUCAGCCUGGGUAUCGGCCUGCUGUGCGGUCUAGUCACCAUGCUGGUCCGCAGCGUGGGGCUUUUCAUGACCGGCCUUUUGCUGGGGCUCCAGCUCGCCAUCGCCGCCCUGGUGGCCACCAGUCACUUCUGCACACUAGGCACGGUGUGGGUGCCCCUGGGGACGCUGCUAGGGGCCGGGGUGCUGUGUGCCGUACUGGCCCUACAGUGGCAGAAGCUGCUCACGGUGCUCUCCACCGCUGUGUUCGGGGCGGCCGUCGUGACUGCGUGCGCUGAUUAUUUUGUGGAGACGUUCGCUUUAGCCACCCACGUGUACGACUGCCUGCGCCUAUCGCCCUCCCCGCCGCUCUGCUGGUACAGCUGGGUGAUCCUGGCUAUUUGGCCUGCCCUCGGCCUCAUGGGCAUCCUGGUGCAGUGGAACCUGACCGCUGAUGGAUUCUCCCACACCGAGGUGAUCGUCAGCAGGCGGCAGAAGAAGGUCCAGCUGAUGCGUAUCCGGCAGCGAGAGGCCAAGAAGCGUCAGCAAAGCGGCAGUCAGCCGGGCUCGUACCGCCGCAAAGCUACGCCCAUCAAGCGCUAUGCCGGAGACAUCUUGGCACCGAGCUACCUGCAGAGCCUGCGUGAGCGUCAGAUGGGCACAGGCACCUCACUCAGCAGCCUGGGCACUGCCAACCAUACCAUGGAUUACGACUUCGAGACGGGCUCCACGGUGCCGCUGACAGCUGCUGUCGCCGCCCCGGUCAUCCGCGUGUGACGCUGGUGCCGGAUCUUCUCACGGAAACUUCCGCUGAACUUCAUCCGCUUCCUUCCUGGGCUCUAGAUGAGUCAGGAGGCGCUCGGCAUGGGCUCUCCUCCCCCGGGUGAAUGCGGCAGGGAGUUGGACACGCUGUACCCGUUCCGCCAGUACAUCCCAGUUUCAGUGCUCCUCACUGUCCUACGCUGCACCUGGUCCUAUCAUGACCGUGCAAAGCGGAGUCGCAGCCAAAGUGAUUCCUCCCUUGACAGCGAUGAACCCAGUCAUGCUUUUCGAUAACAUAUUGGAGAGGAACUUUAAAACAUUGCCCCCCUCCCCCCCCAAUCACCUCUUCAUGGAAAUACAAAAGCAAUAGAGUUAUUGAUGCUUACAGUAGUGAAGCAUUUGUUAUUCUAGACCAUCUCGUGCUUUGAGAGUUUGUUCCGUGUAAAAAGACAUGUCCGUGCAAGAAGAGCAUUUUGCAUUCGCUUCCGAAGAGCAGAACUUGGUCACGGAUUGAACUCGGAGGAGGUGUGUAUAUGAACUUGCGUUAGGUUAAAGCCUCACUGAUCUGUGAAUUUUUUGAUUAAUCCGAUGAAACGUAGCACAGAUGUUGCCUGUGUCACCAUCUGCAGUUAGACUGACUUCUUUUAGGUAGAAUUUAGUUUUUUUUAUUUUUUUAUUUUUAAUAACUGAAUGUUUGGGUCAGACUGAAUAAAUUUUACACCAGGUGAAUGCUCAGUCUCAAGUUUUAAUUUGAUUGGCAAGAGAUGGUUUUUCUUUCAUUUAGACUUAAACUUUUAACUUUUUUUUAUCAUUUUCCAGUAGCAAUAAUUAUGCUUAUUAUACAUCAUUUGCAUGUUAUAUUCCAAAUGUUUGUGUGGGUGAAUAUGACACAUAUUCAGAAAUGGUAGCAAAGGAAUGGAGAGAGAAAUGACAAAAGGACAAGGGCUCUUGCAGGAUUACUGAAACAAUAAGCACUGGCUUUUUGUGCUGGUACUGUCACAAAUGUCACAUGCCAAAAAGUCAAAAUGACGACCAGAAUCUCCAUGGCAAGAGUUCGUUUUAUUUAUAAUAUUUAAGCAAACAUAAGUAACGAUUCCAAUGAAAUUAUUUCCCUAAUAUGUUUGAAAUUUGAUUGGUGAGUACACACUUAUGUAUGACAAGGAUCACAAUGGUGCUUCAUUAAAGUGUCCCUCUUCAAAAAUUCCUAAACAUCUUUACUGUGAGCAAGAAAAUACAAGGUGUUGUGGGGAAAAUUGUCAUCUUCGUUAUACAUGGGAUCAUGCAUGAGGCAAUGUGUUUAACACACGUGCAAAAACUCCUAUUUUCCACAUAUUUCCUUGUAGAAUUGUAAUUUUAUGGUUCUGCACAAGAUUGUAUGCUUGUCUGUCAUUCAUUCUUUUUACUAUGAAUAUUUAACACACUCCUAUAAAUUUGUGUGAUCUUGAUGUGACCCUGAAUUUUUGGAGUGACAAGAGGGUGGAAUUAGAAGUGUUUGUCCAAUCAGUGCUCUUCACCUUCUGGCUACCCUGCUCUUAGGGUGUUGUUGUGACUACAAAACAUAUCUCUCCCCCUCCACUUCAUGGUGACAGUGUUUCAGCAUCUGUGACCAGCACUUCCAGCUGUGACCUGCCUUCCAGAAAGGUCCCAUCAUUUUAUAGGACUAAGCUGUUCUUGAAUUUUUCUGUGUUUUUAAUUGAAUUGAAUUGCCUUUUUAAUUGAGUAAACUUCUGAGUGUGUUAUACAUUCAGGUUUCUACUACUGCUGGCUGCAGUUCAUUUGCUGUUCCCUGAGGCUUGAACCC
Molecule: messenger RNA, 3454 nt
Organism: Scleropages formosus (Asian bonytongue)
Lineage: Eukaryota; Metazoa; Chordata; Actinopteri; Osteoglossiformes; Osteoglossidae
Product: transmembrane protein 198-like
Exons: 5
Coding region: 661-1668 (335 amino acids)
Cellular component (GO): plasma membrane
Source: RefSeq, a predicted model, not a curated record